AUUUGACGUAAAACAGCUUCAUUGUAGCAAAUUUGGUCAGAUUCCGUUUUCGUUGUUUCGUGUUUCAUCAAAUUAGAUUAUUUACAUGAAUUAAAUUGCUUCUUGAUGAGUGCUACUGCGUGUGCUAGUUGCUGAAGAUUAUAUGUUCAGAAUUCUUUUCUGAAACGGCGACAGCAGACAUUCUGUAUGCAACUAUUACGCGACGAAUCUGCAAUGUCUUACCAAGGAUCACCAUAUUCGGGCCCUGGAGACGAGUAUGACUUUGAAGACGACGGCUACGAUGACUUAGAUGAAUACCGAGAUCAAGAAGAUGCCCUGCCGUUGCCUCCAGCUGACGACAGCGAUGAGGACACUGAAGAAGCCAGUGAGACAGAAAUGCCGCACAAUGAUGAGCCACUUGAGAUCAAGGAACAAAUGUACCAAGACAAGCUGGCGAGCCUGAAAAAGCAGCUGCAGCAGCUGGAGGACGGCGUGCACCCCGAGUUCCUGCGCCGCGUGAAGCGCCUCGAGCACCAGCUGCACGAGCGCAUCCGCGUCAACCGGAUAUACAAUUAUGUCCCCAGAGAGCACAUGUACGAAGUGGUGGAGAGAGAGUAUGUGGCGGAGAAGAAGGCCGCUGCCAAGGAGUUUGAGGAGAAGAAGGUGGAACUCAGAGAAAACCUCCUCAACGACUUUGAAGACAAGAGGAAGAUGAUCGAGAGCGAACGGCAUAGCAUGGAGCUGAAUGGAGACUCUACAGAGGUGAAGCCAGUAAUGAAGCGCAUACUCCGGCGGCGCGCCAACGAGCCUGCCCCCGCGCCAGAGAAGCGUCGCAAGCCGCUGGCGACCACCCUCACCUUCCAACUAGACGAGCGGGACAUCGAGGCGGACCUGCGCGCGAUAUCUAAACACUCGCCGCCGCCCACCCGCCAUCACUCGGUGCAUACUGCGCAGCCGAGGAAGCAUAUGAAUAGUAGUAGUUGUGAAUCCCCAAUCCGCGAAGGCGACACAACAAUGGAAACCCGCGUAGAAGACGGCAAGUUACUCUACGAGCGGCGCUGGUUCCACCGCGGCCAGGCCGUGCACGUGGAGGGCCGCGAGCUGCCGCGCUUCCCGGGGCACAUACACGCCAUCACUGAUGAGGCGAUAUGGAUAAGGAAGAUAAAUCUCGAGCGCGUGCGGAUAUACACGUCGCAACUGGCACGGGGAAAAGUGACGUUAAAAAGACGUGCGUCCUAAAACUAUAUGUGUCUCUUUCGUGUAAGUGGUUAAAUUAAGUUGUACGCGGUUGUGUGAGUGCGACAGACUGCUCAAAAUGUACAGAGAUUGAAGCGAUGCUCGGUUUAUUGUAUUAUUUUUUGUUUAUUUAUGAAUGAAUGAACUUCGUUUAUGUAUUGUAUUGGAAUGAUUUGCGACAAAAUUUACUUAGUUUGAUAAUGUGAGUCUUGUUACUGAUUGGUGAUUAGAAACAAAGAUUAGUUUUACCGAGUAAAAUUACUUUUCUUAUUUUUAUAUUAAACUGUUAGAUGCUUGUUUAAUUGCGUCCGAAUGAUUCUACUCCCAUAAAGUGCAAUAAUGAUUCAUA
Messenger RNA from Plutella xylostella (diamondback moth), 1564 nucleotides. Its product is annotated as sin3 histone deacetylase corepressor complex component SDS3. Lineage: Eukaryota; Metazoa; Arthropoda; Insecta; Lepidoptera; Plutellidae. The record is from RefSeq and is a predicted model, not a curated record.